AUGUUCUUCACUAUGCCUAUGACACCCAUUAUUUGGCUCAAUCUUCUGCUUUGCAUCAUCUCUGAGAAAAAUAAAACUUUCCCUAUAAUUAACCUCGAUACAAGUGAUGAAAUUGUCACAUGUACUGCUCAUUCUGGCACCUCAGAUAGCUUUGAUAUCUUCGAUUACAACAAUUUUGAGCCAUUGUUUGGCUCAGAAUUUCUAUCCGAUCCUUCGCAGUUGAUUGAUUUCGAUCAGUUGAAUGAAAUUGAGGAUAUAAGCAGUAAAGAAUCGAAACCCGAGAUCACAAAUGCUCCUCAUCCUGGCUUUUUAGAUAGCUAUGAUUUGUUGGACCACACUAAUUUGGACUCAUCACUUGGUUCAUAUACAGAUUCAAAUAGGAAUGUGUGGAGAGAUGCUAAUGGAGAAUUAGAAACGAAUGAUGAUAUACUGCGAUAUAGAGAUGCUCAAAGUGAAACUUCUUCGGCACUUAAUGUCAACACCGAUGACAUUAUCACAUGUAUGUACUUACCUGGUUCACAACAAAAUGCGGUUCCGAUCUAUUUUCACCAACUUACUCUUUCCUCAGACGGCACAUCCGGUCAACACGGAAAUGCUGAACAGAGCAACAUGGACAAUAAGCACUUCUCGGAUAACUUGAAUGUCCCCAAGUACAGGGGAAAUACCAAUGAAGGAUCAGAAACAAAUAAGAGAAAUUAUACUUGUCAUUAUCGUGGGUGUACUAUGAUCACGGAAAACUACAAAGAAUAUAUAACACACAGAAAAACACACGGUCAACCCUUCAUCUAUGAAUGCAAAGUGCCCGGUUGUGGGCGAAUAUUUGACUAUGAAUCAUCAUUUUAUAAUCACAUACAGACGCAUGAACCUCGUCCUCAGUGCGAGGAUUGUGGCACAUUUCUCGUCAACAGGAAUGCACUGCGAAAACACAAGAGGCUCUGCCAAACAAAAUCUCACGAACGAAGCUACGAAUGCCUUUAUCCCGGAUGUGCUGUGAUCGCAAAAAGUUACAAAGAAUAUGUAACACAUAGGAAAACACACGCUCAGCCCUUCAUCUAUGAAUGCAAAGUGGCCGGUUGUGGACGAACAUUCAACUAUAAAUCAUCAUUUCGUAGUCACAAGCAAACGCAUGAAUCUAAUCCUCAGUGCGAGUGCUGUGGCAAAUUCUUCGCUAGCGUGAAUAUUCUACGUAGGCAUAAGAAGUGCUGCCAAACAAAUUCUCGUGAGGAAAAUUAUGAAUGUCUCUAUCCCGGAUGCACUAUGGUCACGAAAAAUUACAACGAAUAUGUAACACAUAGGAAAACGCAUCAACCCUUCACCUAUGAAUGUAGAGUGCCCGGUUGUGGGCGGACAUUUGACCACAAAGCAUCAUUUUGCAAUCACAAGCAAACGCAUGAACCUCAUCCUCAGUGCGAGUACUGUAACAAAUUCUUCACCUGCAAGAGUGGACUACAAAAUCACAAAAGGCGUUGCCAAACAAAGUCUUGUGAACGAAAAAGCUACGAAUGCCUUUAUCCCGGUUGUGCUGUGAUCGCAAAAAGUUACAAAGAAUAUGUAACACAUAGGAAAACACACGGUCAGCCCUUCAUCUAUGAAUGCAAAGUGCCCGGUUGUGGACGAACAUUCAACUAUAAAUCAUCACUUUACAGUCACAAGAAAACGCAUGAGCCUCGUCCUCGGUGUGAAUGCUUGGCAAAUUCUUUUACCGUAUGA
Brugia malayi is the source of this 1710-nucleotide messenger RNA. RefSeq lists its product as uncharacterized. Lineage: Eukaryota; Metazoa; Nematoda; Chromadorea; Rhabditida; Onchocercidae. Bases 1 to 1710 code for a protein of 569 amino acids. Gene Ontology annotation, biological process: regulation of transcription by RNA polymerase II. The transcript is spliced from 6 exons. The record is from RefSeq and is a predicted model, not a curated record. Gene Ontology annotation, cellular component: nucleus.